ACCAAAAUUAAACCAAUAAAAGGAGACUGCAUGGAGGAAGAUUUAGGUAUUUCCCCAACAGAUCGAGAAAUCAUAGAAAAAGAAGUAGAAAUCAUAUUUCAUACAGCUGCCACCGUUAAAUUCAAUGCUGUCUUAAGAGAAGCAACAUACAUUAAUAUCAGAACCUUGAAUGUUUUAUUAGACAUGGCAAAAAAUAUGAAAAACUUGAAGGCUUUCGUGCACGUUUCAACUGCUUUUUCUUCGAUGAUCAGGACGAAAAUUAUUGAAGAAAAAUUUUACGAGCCACUUUUCAAAGCUGACAAAUUUCUAACAUUGGUGGAAUGCAUUGACGAUUCAGUUUUGGAUGAACUUACGCCGAUAUUAAUAAAACCUUUUCCAAAUACCUACGUGUUUACGAAAUCAAUCGCCGAAGAUUUAUGUCGAGAAAAAGGCUCCGGAAUACCUUUAUGCAUUUUCAGACCAGCAGGAAUUAUAUCCUGUUUCAAAGAACCUCUUCCAGGAUGGAUAAAUAAUGCCUAUGGUAGUGUCGGAUACUAUUAUGGUAUUGCAAUUGGCGUCUUAAAAGUAGCAUAUACAAGAGUACACUCAAAUGCACCUGUCGUUCCUGGAGAUUUUACUAUAAAUGCGUGCAUCCUCUCAGCAUAUCACGUAAAUAAAUCUUGGGAGAAUCGACCGAACGAUGGAUCGAAUUUCAAUAUACCUAUAAUAAAUUAUAGCAAUUGUUUCACCAAGUUUGCACUUACUUGGAAAAGCUUUUUGGACAGAGUUAAGAAAGGCGUGAAAAAAUAUCCUUUUUACAGCAUGGUGACAUUGCCCAGUGUUGUGAUUGUCAGUAACUCAAUUCUUUAUCGAUUAGCAACAAUCAUCUUCUAUUGGAUCCCAGCAAUCAUCCUUGAUUCAUUUUUGAUGAUUUCUUGCAAAAAGCCCAAAUUUAGAAAAUUGUAUCAAGGCGUACUAGAGUUCGUCGAUCUACUGGCACCAUUUAGCUUGGGAGAAUGGAUCAUAAAAAUUGGUAACAUCAAUGAAAUAUACUCGAGAUUAUCUGAAAAAGACAAGGAAAUAUUUUACUGCGACUUGGACGAGCUGAAUAUAGAGGAAUACAUUGAAAUUUUCAUUCUGGGGAUGCGUCGAUAUUUGGCCAAAGAAAAUGAUGACACUUUGCAGAAAGCUUUUAGAAAACGUCGAAGAUUAAUAAUUUUGAAUUACGUCCUCGCCACUGUCCUAAUUGUGAUAUUUGUGAGCUUAUUGAUGAGAUUAUUUUAAUUCCUUCCCGAUGAAAUAUUUUAAUCGAGUCAAUAUGAAGAAACUAUAAUGCCGGAGAAGAGCUGUUGAAACAGUCACUGCGUAAUUUACUUCUAAUCGUAACACGAAGAAAAGUCAUGUUCUUAUUUACAGAAAAUUUUGUGAUUUUUUUUAAUCAGAUUAUUAUUUAUUCAUU
Molecule: messenger RNA, 1438 nt
Organism: Planococcus citri (citrus mealybug)
Lineage: Eukaryota; Metazoa; Arthropoda; Insecta; Hemiptera; Pseudococcidae
Product: fatty acyl-CoA reductase wat-like
Exons: 8
Coding region: 31-1263 (410 amino acids)
Biological process (GO): long-chain fatty-acyl-CoA metabolic process
Cellular component (GO): peroxisome
Molecular function (GO): alcohol-forming very long-chain fatty acyl-CoA reductase (NADP+) activity
Source: RefSeq, a predicted model, not a curated record